AUGGCACAUUUUCAAACAUUUUUCAUGUGCUUAGGUGCAUCCAAGCAGAAGUCCAGUUCUCUGCAGGUAGCAGACCAGGACCUACUGCCACCUUUUCACCCAUACCAGCCUUUGGAGUGCAUAGUAGAAGAGACUGAGGGCAAGCUGAAUGAGCUGGGACAAAGAAUUAGUGCUAUUGAGAAAGCACAGCUUAAGUCUUUGGAGUUAAUUCAAGGUGAGCCUCUGAACAAGGAUAAGAUCGAAGAACUUAAAAAGAACAGAGAAGAACAAGUCCAGAAGAAGAAGAAAAUACUAAAAGAACUGCAGAAAGUGGAAAGGCAGUUACAGAUGAAAACACAGCAGCAAUUUACCAAAGAAUACUUGGAAACCAAAGGUCAGAGAGAUGUAGAGUCUCCACACCAGCAGUGCUCUCAUAGAGGAAUCUUCGUGGCAGGGGAAGAAGAUGGCUGUUUCCCAGAGGAUCACUCUUCAGAAUCACCCCAGGUUGAUACAGUCUUACUUAAAGAUCAUGGUAUUGAUGAUAAGCAACAGUCUCCAGCAUCAGCAGAACAAAUUGACUCUGUCCCAGUCCAGCCUCUAUCAUCUCCACAAUGUAACUUUUCCAGUGACUUAGGUUCUAAUGGAACAAAUUCUCUUGUGCUUCAUAAAGUAUCAGGUAACCAGCAGAUUAUAGGACAGCCUCAGAUUGCGAUUGCUGGACAUGAGCAGGGGCUGUUAGUUCAAGAGCCAGAUGGACUCAUGGUUGCAACUCCAGCCCAGACGCUUACCGACACUCUUGAUGACCUGAUAGCAGCUGUGAGUACCAGAGUGCCUGUUGGCUCAAACAACCCCUCUCAGACCACAGAAUGUCCUACACCUGAAUCCUGUUCUCAAACUCCAAGCAAUGUGGUUGCCCCAUCCAUGCCCCCUGUGUAUCCUUCAGUUGACAUCGAUGCACAUACUGAAAGCAAUCAUGACACAGCUUUAACCCUAGCCUGUGCAGGUGGUCAUGAGGAACUUGUGUCUGUUCUGAUUGCACGAGAUGCUAAAAUUGAGCACAGAGACAAAAAAGGUUUUACCCCACUGAUCCUGGCGGCAACAGCGGGGCAUGUUGGAGUUGUUGAAAUUCUUUUGGAUAAAGGUGGAGAUAUAGAGGCACAAUCUGAGCGAACUAAGGAUACUCCACUUUCUUUGGCGUGUUCUGGUGGACGUCAGGAGGUGGUAGAUUUGCUGCUUGCCCGAGGAGCCAAUAAAGAACAUAGGAAUGUGUCUGAUUAUACACCACUGAGUCUGGCUGCAUCUGGAGGAUAUGUGAAUAUUAUUAAGAUUUUGCUUAAUGCUGGGGCAGAAAUUAAUUCAAGGACUGGGAGUAAACUAGGUAUUUCUCCAUUGAUGUUGGCUGCAAUGAAUGGACAUGUUCCCGCAGUGAAAUUGCUGCUUGAUAUGGGUUCAGACAUUAAUGCACAAAUAGAGACCAACCGGAACACAGCUCUCACCCUGGCCUGUUUCCAGGGUCGAGCAGAAGUAGUGAGUUUGCUCUUGGACCGCAAAGCCAAUGUUGAACAUAGGGCAAAGACUGGUCUUACCCCCUUGAUGGAGGCGGCUUCUGGAGGAUAUGCCGAGGUUGGAAGAGUUCUCCUUGAUAAAGGAGCAGAUGUGAAUGCUCCUCCUGUGCCUUCCUCAAGAGACACAGCCUUGACAAUAGCCGCAGACAAAGGCCACUACAAAUUCUGUGAGCUCCUCAUUAACAGGGGAGCUCAUAUUGAUGUUCGUAACAAGAAGGGAAACACACCACUUUGGCUGGCAUCCAAUGGUGGUCAUUUUGAUGUAGUACAGUUACUAGUGCAAGCAGGUGCUGAUGUGGAUGCAGCAGACAACCGAAAAAUCACACCUCUUAUGUCAGCAUUUCGCAAGGGUCAUGUAAAAGUUGUUCAGUAUUUGGUGAAGGAAGUCAAUCAGUUUCCAUCUGAUAUAGAAUGCAUGAGAUACAUAGCAACAAUUACAGAUAAGGAACUGCUGAAGAAGUGUCACCAAUGUGUUGAAACGAUUGUGAAGGCUAAAGACCAGCAGGCUGCAGAGGCAAAUAAAAAUGCAAGCAUUCUCCUAAAAGAGCUGGAUCUGGAAAAGUCAAGAGAAGAGAGCAGAAAGCAAGCUCUUGCAGCUAAAAGAGAGAAAAGAAAAGAAAAGAGAAAAAAGAAAAAAGAAGAGCAGAAAAGGAAACAGGAAGAUGAGGAGAACAAACCUAAAGAGAAUUCAGAACAACCAGAGGGUGAAGAUGAAGAGGAGAAUGAUGAAGAUG
Psammomys obesus (fat sand rat) is the source of this 2278-nucleotide messenger RNA. Its product is annotated as ankyrin repeat and KH domain-containing protein 1-like. The transcript has 11 exons. Gene Ontology annotation, biological process: innate immune response. Lineage: Eukaryota; Metazoa; Chordata; Mammalia; Rodentia; Muridae. The annotation marks the transcript as partial. Gene Ontology annotation, cellular component: cytoplasm. The record is from RefSeq and is a predicted model, not a curated record. Gene Ontology annotation, molecular function: protein binding.